Molecule: messenger RNA, 3945 nt
Organism: Xyrichtys novacula (pearly razorfish)
Lineage: Eukaryota; Metazoa; Chordata; Actinopteri; Labriformes; Labridae
Source: the annotation of a GenBank genome assembly
AGAAGAAGAAGAAAGAGGAGGACUUCCGGACAAAAUACAAACACAUGGCAGACAGUUUCAGACGGUAAGGUUAUUUUUACCCUUUAAAUGUCUUUUUUUUUAUCGUUUAAGUUUAUUUACGGUGAUUGAAUAUAUCUAUGUUGUGAGACACCGCAUUAGGGGCCUCUUUUCUAUGAUAUUAAGAGUUUAUGUCCAUUUUUAGCUGAAGUGUUGAACAUUUUCGCUUAAAAAAAACAGACUUUUAUACAUCAAUAUAGUAAGGGUAUCUAUCGACUACUUUGUGCUGCUCGUACUGUAAAAAAACUUUAAUAAUUUGUCGUUUAAUGUUCGUGUUGUAUGAGAGUGAAUAAAUCCAUCAGCAGACACUUAAAAAUCUUCAUUUACCUCCAUUACAAGGAUGAUUUUUACAUUUAUCUAAUCCUACUUUUCUAUACAUUUAUAACUCUGGAUAAUAACUGUUUUAAUGUCAGUAAAUAUGAACAAUGAAACCUUAAAAGAGUCUGCUAAAUCAGUGGUUCUCAACUGGUGGGUCCCGACCCAAAAGAGGGUCACGAACAGCUGGUCAAAAAAGUAAACAUUUAAAGGUGGGGAAGGCAGGAAUCCGUUAAAGAAGCGUCUUCUUUUUGUGGUUUUUAUACAAAAAAGCUUUUAAUAUCAGUCAAUAGUUAUUAGUUAUUGCUGACCUUUGGCAAUAUAACAAUAUCUCUGUGUUCUCUUAUGUCUGUGUAGUCAACAUUUUUAACAUUUUUCAGUGGCCCACUCUUUCUGACUGUAAACAAAGCCGAGAUCCACCUCCUCAACCUGAUUGGUUGUGAGGCGGAUGCUGCUCCUGGGUGCUGAUUGUAUGUGAGGCAGACGCUGCUCCCCCAUGUCGUUCGGGAGCCCAAAUAAAGUUAGUGUGCUACAAUAUCAGACAGUAGAAACCAACCAGAAAGUACAGAAAAUUGUCUGAAUCCUCCUUUGACCACGGCUGCCAACACAAGCAAGAAAACAAGGUAAAUACCGGUGACUCUUUGCAGAAUAACAGGCGCUUAAAAAGGAGGUAGACCGGACAAGAGCUAAAAAGCCGGGUCAACAUAAAUGAUGGGGGACGCUUGGGGAUCUUGGUGACCCUGUAACCUUUCUGCUGGACAGGUAAACCGCUUUAACAAAGUAAGCCAAGUGUCUGUAACAGAAGUGUUUCUAGUCAAACGGGACCUGCUGUAGCGUGUUGCAGCGCCACUAAACUGUUGACCUCUGGUCCUGGACUAUGUCACUUUAUCCUAGUUGUAGAAGUCCUGCAAACAUUGUGUUUGCUGGUAGUCUGUUGGCAUUUACAGUAGCACCAGUGCUUUUUACUUUCACCUUGACUGGGCCCCAUUUGUAAUUAUCUGAAGUAUUUAUCUGCAUUAUAUCUGAAUUUAACUGGAACGAUACGAGCAGGAGCGUCUGUUUGUGGGCGGGGAUGCUGGAGCAGAGAGGGAGGGAAGAGGAUGAGCUGAGGGGAAAACUGGUUGAGAGGGGUAGAGUUUACAUUCAAGAUUUCUCCUAAAAACUGGAACUUCAUCAGAUCCUGACUACCCCACCUGUAAUAUGCAUCUGAUGUUUGACGUGUCUUAUUUUAAAAAAUAAUAAUUUUAUUUUGAAAGGCACGUGUUGUCAAGGUCCUCCUUGGUUUCUUAUUAAUGUGGCCUGAAUGCAGUAAAAAAAACUUUUUUUUUUUUUUUUACUUUAUUUUGUGCAAUUUGAUAUUUAAUAUUUUCUGUACAUGCAACUUCAGUAGUUGUCGUCCUUAGUUCAUGUGCUCUGAAAUGCACUUUCCUCAAUAAAAUGGGUGUAUUUAUGAUAAAGAUUUGAGUCUUUAAGGUGUUUUUUUAUUUAAAAAAAAUAAAAUUCUUGGUUUGAAUUUUAUAAAAGUAGGUCGCAACUUACGGUCAUCACCUAACAGUCUCUCUCUCUCUCUCUCUCUCUCUCUAUUUUCCAAAACUCUUCCAUCUCAAUAUACCUCCUCUGUCUUUUUUCAGUUUCAGGUUUCAGUCAUGACGCGGUGGGCGAGAGCGAAUAACGUCCAUAAACACAAACCAGCAGAGGCCACACCAUGGAGCCGACUAAAGGCAGGAGGAGGAAGAGGAAGAGGAGGAGGAGGUAGACCUGGUGGACCUGCAGGUACCAAACAAGGAGAGCACCUGAGAGGGACUCGACCAGGCGGAUCAGGUGUGAAGAAACCAAACAAGAAGAAGAAAGAGUACGACAACGAGGACGUGAAUGGUUUCCUGGAGUAUCUGCAGCAGAGCGGACAGCCGCUGCCCCGGGGGGAGAGAAGAGGGGAGGGAGGGAGGGAGGAGGAGGAGAGGGAGAUCAGGGAGGAGGUGGAGACGGCGCUGAAAAAAGACAGAAGACGAGAAGACAGACGAGUAAAGAGGCAGACAGACAAGAAGAACAAAAUGGUGAGGGAGAUUUUCAAACCAUAACCCUGGUUGAAGUUUCUGAAUCUUCUCAAGUUGAAGAGUUUUGGGUCAGAUUUCUGUGAAAUCUUCUUUAUUUUUCUCUGAGGAGAAGCUGCUAAAAUCUCUUUGAAAGCUUCCUGCCUCUCCUCCUAACUCCUUUCCUUGUCUCCUCGUCUCCUCCAGCUGUGUUUCAACUGCAGGAAGCCCGGUCACGGUCUGGCCGACUGUCCGGAGGCCGACAGGGACGAGGAGAUGGGUCGGGGGAUCUGUUACCGCUGCGGCUCCACCGAACACGAGAUCCAGAAAUGUCGGGCCAAAGUGGACCCUGCUCUGGGUGAGGAGAGGAAACACAAAUCCUCCGAAGAGUUUGUGUUUAAAGCUGCUUCACUAACACUAACAUGUGCUCUGUGUCAGGUGAUUACCCGUUCGCCAAAUGCUUCAUCUGCAGUCAGACGGGACACUUAUCUCGGUCCUGUCCUGAUAAUCCAAAAGGACUUUACGCUCAAGGUACGAACUCUGAAUCUCACCGCUCUGACAUGAAUUAAGAAACACAAUUUUUAAAGCAUUUCUUUCUUUUCUCUGUUCAGGAGGCUGCUGUCGAGUUUGUGGCUCAGUGGAACAUUUUCAGAAGGACUGUCCAGAACAUCAGGCUGCCAGUGAGUCCUGCCUGUCUUCAUCUCUGAACUUCAGUUUUUUUAUAGAUUUGAUGCUGAAGUUUCUUCAUCUGGACUUUUAGACUUUCAGAGAAGUGAAAUCCUGAGUCUUACAGGAUCUGACUCUGAUUCUUGUCUUCUGUCCCUCUAGCUAACUCUGUGACAGCAUCCUGGCUGUCCAACAACAUGAGCGCAGACUACGAGGACGUCCACGUCCCCGUGACCAAAGCCAAACCCAAACAGAUGAAAGUGGUGACGUUCUGAUCUGCAGAGAGAACCAAACAAAAGAAAUGGAUCUAUUGUUAUUUUUAUUCAGAGACACUAAAUCCGCUCUGUGUAAAUACCAUGAAGAGAACUUGAAUAAAAAAAUAUCCUCUGUGCACCUGCAGUUCAUACCUGCCCGUUUUUCCCGGGACUCUCCUGUAUUGCAGACCUUUCUCCAGCCCACCUCCCGUAUUGUCAUUAGUCCGGUAGUUUGAUGGUCUACGCUUAUUCAUGAAUCGGAUCGCUAUAUUUGUCCAAAGUUCCCAGACGACCGAAGAUUGUCCUGUGUUUCUGCUGAGCCUCACAAACACUGGAUUGAUACUUUGACUUUACAGUUUGGGAUGAUUCAGGUCGGUUGAAGCUGUAAACUAUAUUGAAACAGUGUUUGUUGCAAAAUGAACACUUAAAAUGAAAGGGAAAAGUGAGAUAUAAUAUCAACUAUUGUUAUGAUAUGACUAAAUUCUCUGGGAACAUAAUAUGGCCGAAGAGCAACUGCCAACAGUUCAAUAUCUGGACAACACAAGUUCUCCUUGACAGUUCUGUGUGAAGGGUUACACCAUCUCUGGUUGACAAAUAAAGCCAGACCUCCUCCUUUCUUCUUG